AUACUGCUGUCCUGUUGUCAUUUUCCAGAAUUACACUUCUCAUUUGUGGAACCGAAGAGAGGUUAAAAACCACUUAGAAGUCGCAUGGAAAUUUAGCGCCCACAUAGUAAAUUAUUUUUGUUUUCAAGAAUAUUCGUUGCAAUGGCCGCUGUUAAAGAGGUAGAAGAGUUAAAUAAAAAUGAGCUACAAAAUGGUGAUGAUGAAGAUGACCUAGAUGCUGUAGAAGAAGGGGAAAACAAAGAUCCCGCUAAGAAGAAGAAAAAGAAAAAAAAGAAGAAGAAGGCAGAAACUGAAGGAGGGGAUUCUGUUACCAUAAAUGCAACUGAAAAGAUUGACCCUGAAAAAAUUGAAGAUGGUGGAGCUGAAGGUGAUGAGAAGAAGAAGAAAAAAAAGAAAAACAAGAGCAAAUCUGGAAAAGGUCCUUCUAAAGAGCAAACCAACCCACCAACCAUACCCAUUGCUGAGCUGUACCCUGAUGGAAACUUCCCUGAGGGUCAGAUCAUGGAGCAUGGUCCAGCUGAAGGUAUUGAUGAGAGGACUGCCAAGGAACGCUUCUCCAGUGAGGAGAAGAGGGCCCUUGACAGACUGCAUCAAGAUAUCUAUCAAGAAAUCAGACAUGCUGCUGAAGCUCACAGACAAACAAGGAAGUACAUGCGCGACUGGAUUAAACCAGGCAUGACCAUGAUUCAAAUCUGUGAAGAGCUUGAAUCAACGGCGCGGCGCCUGAUUGGCGAAGACGGACUCAAGGCGGGUCUGGCUUUCCCUACUGGGUGCAGUCGCAACCAUUGCGCUGCCCACUACACUCCAAACACAGGUGAUACAACGGUGCUUGAAUACGACGAUGUCGUUAAAAUCGACUUUGGUACGCACAUCAAUGGGCGUAUCAUCGACUGUGCCUUCACUCUAAGCUUCAACCCGCGCUACGACCCGCUCGUGAAGGGCGUACAGGAGGCCACUGAAGCUGGUAUCAAGGCUUCUGGCGUGGACGCCAGACUGUGUGAUGUUGGUGCUGCCGUACAAGAGGUCAUGGAAUCACAUGAAGUAGAACUAGAUGGUCAAGUGUAUCAGGUGAAGCCUAUACGCAAUCUCAACGGACAUUCUAUUGGACCCUACAGGAUCCAUGCCGGUAAAACAGUGCCUAUCGUGAAGGGUGGUGAGACAACACGUAUGGAAGAGAACGAGUUCUAUGCUAUCGAGACCUUCGGGUCCACUGGCCGCGGUCAGGUCCACGACGACAUGGAUUGCUCUCAUUACAUGAAGAACUUCGAUCAACAGUUUGUGCCACUAAGACUGCAAUCAUCUAAACAACUGUUGAACUUAAUCAACAAGAAUUUCGGUACUCUGGCAUUCUGCAAGCGGUGGUUAGAGCGCGCGGGUGCCUCUCGCUACGCCAUGGCGCUGAAGGACCUCUGCGACAAGGGCGUGGUGGACGCCUACCCGCCGCUCUGCGACAUCAAGGGCUGCUACACCGCCCAGUUCGAGCACACCAUCCUACUGAGACCUACUUGUAAGGAAGUCAUAUCCCGCGGAGAUGACUACUAGCGAUAGUAGUGCUUUAGCUGCACGUUGCAGCUAGCUUAGCCACUUUGAAUAUUUUAAAUAAGACAACCAGAUUGAACAGUUUUUUACUAUAGAAUUUGUAUUGCAAAACAUAUUUACAUAAUUUUAGUUUCUUGAAGGCAAAUAAGUCUCUAUAAGUCGUGAUGAAAUCAUAAUAUGUAACAACAAGCAAUGCAGUGCCUAAUGUCAGCAUAAGCAUGUUUGUUAAAUACUUGUUGCUUUAUACUUUUAAGUUAACUGUCGUUUUUUGACUAUAUUCCUCGUCACCAGCGACAAUAAACUACUAUGUUGUUGUAACUUGUUAUUUCUUUACUAAUCAUACGUUAAGUCGUAUUUUUAAUACACCUGUAUUCAUAGCAAUUGUGUCGAUAUCAACAUAUUGAAAUAAAGUUCUACUUGUAA
Molecule: messenger RNA, 1962 nt
Organism: Trichoplusia ni (cabbage looper)
Lineage: Eukaryota; Metazoa; Arthropoda; Insecta; Lepidoptera; Noctuidae
Gene: und
Product: methionine aminopeptidase 2
Exons: 8
Coding region: 142-1542 (466 amino acids)
Biological process (GO): proteolysis
Molecular function (GO): metalloaminopeptidase activity
Source: RefSeq, a predicted model, not a curated record